Messenger RNA from Solanum verrucosum, 1240 nucleotides. Its product is annotated as serine/threonine-protein kinase STY13-like. Bases 100 to 1215 code for a protein of 371 amino acids. Gene Ontology annotation, biological process: protein phosphorylation; signal transduction. Gene Ontology annotation, cellular component: cytoplasm. Lineage: Eukaryota; Viridiplantae; Streptophyta; Magnoliopsida; Solanales; Solanaceae. The record is from RefSeq and is a predicted model, not a curated record. Gene Ontology annotation, molecular function: protein kinase activity; ATP binding. The transcript has 2 exons.
AUCAGAAAAAAUAUUGAGGCUCCAAAAUUUGUUGGACUUGUAGACUUGAAUCAAAACCUGUCGCAAAAUUUUUAUCAUAAGCUUGGUGAGGGGUCAAACAUGUCUAUUGAAGGUUAUGGGAUGAGCAAUGCUGGUGGUUCUGGUGCAAUGGCGGUGGAUAACAGCAGUGUUGGAUCAAAUGAUUCACACACUCAUAUUCUAAACCAGCAGGGUAAUCACAUCCACAAUAACGAUUCUGUUGCUGCUAGCGUAGUCAGGGGGAGAGUUACUAGGUUGAGCGAUGAUGCCCUUGCUCAAGCCUUGGUUGAUCCUCAAUUCCCCACUAUUGGUCUUGCAAUUUAUCAUGAGUGGACAAUUGACUUGAGGAGGCUUACCAUUGGGCAAGCAUUUGCUCAAGGAUCUUUUGGGAAACUCUAUAAGGGAACUUAUAAUGGUGAAGAUGUUGCCAUCAAGCUUCUAGAGAGGCCAGAACAUGAUCUUGAGAAGGCUCACUUUAUGGAGCUGCAAUUUCAUCAUGAGGUCAAAAUGUUGGCAAAUUUGAAGCAUCCAAAUGUAGUACGAUUUAUUGGUGCAUGCCGUAAAGCCAUGGUGUGGUGUAUUGUGACUGAAUAUGCAAGAGGGGGUUCAGUGCGUCAGUUCCUCACGAGGCGGCAAAACCGAGCUGUGCCAUUGAAGUUAGCAGUUGUGCAGGCCUUGGAUGUGGCAAGGGGGAUGGAGUAUGUGCAUGGCCGGAAUCUGAUUCACCGAGAUCUGAAAUCCGACAAUCUGCUGAUUGCUGCUGACAAGUCAAUCAAGAUUGCAGACUUUGGUAUUGCUCGAAUUGAGGUACUGACUGAAGGAAUGACACCAGAAACUGGCACUUACCGCUGGAUGGCUCCGGAGAUGAUCCAGCACCGGCCAUACACCCAGAAAGUUGAUGUUUAUAGUUUUGGCAUUGUUCUGUGGGAGCUCAUAACAGGGUUGCUUCCUUACCAGAGCAUGACUGCUGUGCAGGCUGCUUUUGCUGUUGUCAACAAAGGCAUCCGUCCAACAAUCCCCAUUGAUUGCUUGCCUGUCUUAUCUGAUAUCAUGACCUGCUGCUGGGAUUCUGACCCUGAUAAUCGGCCAACUUUCUCUCAGGUGGUCAAGAUGCUUGAGGUGGCUGAGACAGAAAUCAUGACUAAUAUCAGAAGGGCACGUUUCAGGUGCUCCCCUCAUCCUACGGCUACAGGGUAAGAGGAAACUGGAGGCAACUGAUUUU